This is a messenger RNA of Pyrgilauda ruficollis (rufous-necked snowfinch), 1647 nucleotides long. Its product is annotated as solute carrier family 22 member 13-like. Lineage: Eukaryota; Metazoa; Chordata; Aves; Passeriformes; Passeridae. Gene Ontology annotation, cellular component: membrane. Gene Ontology annotation, molecular function: transmembrane transporter activity. The transcript is spliced from 10 exons. Bases 1 to 1647 code for a protein of 548 amino acids. The record is from RefSeq and is a predicted model, not a curated record. Gene Ontology annotation, biological process: transmembrane transport.
AUGUCAGGUGUCGGGGAAAUUUUGAAAGCAGUUGGUGAUUUUGGGCGACUCCAGAAAUGCCUGGUGCUGCUCUCCGUGAUCCCCUGCCUCAGUGUGGCUUUCCACCAGUUUUGCCAGCUUUUCAUGGUGCCAUACGUGCCUCACCACUGUGACACCAGCUGGAUCCGCGCCGUCGGCCCCAACCUGACGGAGGAAGAGCAGCUGAACCUCACCCUGCCCCGCGGCGCCGACGGGCAGUUUGAGCAGUGCUCCAUGUUCUCCCCGGUGGACUGGGACCUGGAUGCCAUCCUGGCCUAUGGACUGAACCACACGCAGAAGUGCAGCAGUGGCUGGGUGUACCCCUCAGAGCAGCCACCGUCCCUGCUGACCGAGUUUGACCUGGUGUGUGACAGGAAGGACCUCAAUGACAUUGCCCAGGCCAUCUACAUGGCAGGGCUGCUCCUGGGAUCCAUGAUCUUUGGGCCUCUGAGUGACAGGAUCGGCCGCCGCCCGGUCAUUCUGAUCUCCGUCUUCCUCCAGGGCUUGUUUGGCCUGGGAAUUGCCUUUGUGCCCCAUUUCUAUGUGUACAUAGCCUUCAGGUGUGUGGUGGGGGCCUCCGUGUCAGGGAUCACCAUGACAAUACUGGCCUUAGCUACAGAAUGGAUCGGUGUCUCCUCCCGGCCAAAGGCAGUGCUCACCUCUCACUGCUGUUUCGCCAUGGGGCAGAUGAUUUUGGCUGGUUUGAGUUACGGGAUUCGCAACUGGAGGCUGCUGCAAAUUGCAGGAUCUGUUCCUAUAUUUGCCUUUUUCUUCUGGAUCGGGGUGAUCCCAGAGUCAGCUCGCUGGCUGGUGACCAAGGGCAGAAUCGAGGAGGCCAAGAAGCUCCUGCAGAAGGCGGCAGCCACCAACAAGCGCAGCCUCCCAGCAGAGCUCCUGCAGCAGUUGAAGCCUGAGAAAGUGGUCAAGUCUGGAAGUUUCCUGGAUCUCUUCCGGAAGAAGCACCUGCAGAAGGUGACUUUAAUCAUGUCAUCUGCCUGGUUUGUGAACAGCUUUGUCUACUACGGGCUGAGUCUGAACGUGACAAAUUUUGGCCUGGACAUCUACCUGACUCAGCUGGCCUUUGGAGCAGUGGAAAUCCCAGCCCGUGUUGGUUGUAUCUUCAUUCUGCAGAGGUUCGGGAGGAGGAAAACGCAGGCCGUUCUCCUGGUGCUGAGUGGCCUGGUGUGUCUGAUCAUCACUGGCAUCCCUGAAGACCAGCCCGUGGCAACCACCGUCCUGGCCACCAUUGGCAAGUUUGCUGCCUCAGCCUCCUUCUCCACCUCCUACGUCUACGCUGCCGAGCUCUUCCCCACGGUCGUCAGGCAGACGGGCGUGGGGCUGUGCUCCAUGGCGGCGCGGGUGGCCGGGAUCCUGGCCCCGCUGGUCCGUCUGCUGGGCCAGUACCACCGGGCCAUCCCCAUGGCCAUCUUCGGCAGCGCCCCCGUGCUGGGCGGGCUGCUCUGCGUCCUGCUGCCCGAGACCUGCGGCACCGAGCUGGCAGAUGACACAGGGGACGGCCACCCCCCGGCUGAGGUCCCCGAAAAUGCCACCAGCAGCUCUCAGAAUGGGCAGGUGAAAGGGAAAGAUGGUGGCCAAGACAAUGAGAGCACGAAGACCACGUACUUCUAG